ACACACGGAGGCGGGGCUCAGGAUUGGGGGGCGGAAUCAUGCGCAGGGGGCGGGGCCCGAGAGAGAGCCUGGAGGAGACCGGAAGUCCCUCAGCCUCCGCCCGCCCUCGUGCUCCCUUCAGCCCCUUCGCAGCUCUGUGCGCAAGGUCGUGUCCCGGAAGUGAAGGGGCCAUGUUGAUGGGUGACCCGGAGAGAGGUACCCGGCCGGAGGCGAGUCCUGCGGAGUGGUAGCGCGCGCGCGGCCUGCGGUGUGACACCCAGCGCCUGCCAGUCCCCCAUGGCCCCGUGGAGCCGAGAGGCGGUGCUGAGUCUUUAUCGGGCUCUGCUGCGCCAGGGCCGACAGCUUCGCUACACUGAUCGAGACUUCUACUUUGCCUCCAUCCGCCGUGAAUUCCGAAAACAUCAGAAGCUGGAGGACCCUGAGGCCCGGGAGAGGCAGCUGGAGAAGGGCCUGGUCUUUCUCAACGGCAAAUUGGGGAGGAUCAUUUAGGAUCCUCCAAGGGAAAGAGGACAAAGGUGCCUUCUGUGGACACUCCUGCUCUCUCCCAUCCCCACCUUACAGAUGCAUUAAGUAGCUUCAGAUGAGCAAUGGCAGGCGCUGGUGAGCGCAAAGGCAAGAAGGAUGACAAUGGCAUUGGCACGGCCAUUGACUUUGUGCUCUCCAAUGCCCGGCUGGUGCUGGGGGUGGGUGGAGCGGCCAUGCUGGGCAUCGCCACGUUGGCAGUUAAGCGGAUGUACGAUCGGGCGAUCAGUGCCCCUACCAGCCCCACCCGCCUGAGCCAUUCGGGGAAAAGGAGCUGGGAAGAACCAAACUGGAUGGGCUCCCCCCGACUGCUGAACAGGGACAUGAAGACGGGCCUGAGUCGGUCCCUGCAGACCCUUCCCACAGACUCCUCUGCCUUCGACACAGAUACAUUCUGCCCGCCCCGGCCCAAGCCAGUGGCCAGGAAGGGCCAGGUAGACUUGAAGAAGUCACGACUCCGCAUGUCCCUGCAGGAGAAACUUCUUACUUACUACCGGAACCGGGCAGCCAUCCCUGCUGGAGAGCAGGCUCGGGCCAAGCAAGCUGCUGUGGACAUAUGUGCCGAACUCCGGAGCUUCCUGCGGGCCAAGUUGCCUGACAUGCCGCUUCGGGACAUGUACUUGAGUGGCAGCCUCUAUGAUGACCUGCAGGUGGUGGCAGCUGACCACAUCCAGCUGAUUGUGCCCCUUGUGCUGGAGCAGAACCUGUGGUCGUGUAUUCCUGGUGAAGACACCAUCAUGAAUGUUCCUGGCUUCUUCCUGGUUCGUCGUGAGAAUCCAGAGUACUUUCCUCGUGGGAGCAGUUACUGGGACCGCUGUGUAGUAGGGGGCUACCUCUCCCCAAAGACAGUCGCAGAUACAUUUGAGAAGGUGGUGGCUGGCUCCAUCAAUUGGCCAGCCAUAGGGUCCCUCUUGGACUAUGUGAUCCGGCCGGCACCACCCCCAGAGGCCCUCACACUGGAGGUACAGUACGAGCGUGACAAACAUCUCUUCAUUGACUUCCUGCCAUCAGUGACCCUCGGUGACACAGUCUUGGUGGCCAAACCACACCGGCUAGCCCAGUAUGAUAACCUGUGGCGGCUGAGCCUGCGUCCCGCAGAGACGGCACGCCUGCGGGCUCUGGACCAGGCUGACUCGGGCUGCCGAUCUCUGUGCCUCAAGAUCCUCAAGGCCAUAUGCAAGUCCACCCCGUCUCUGGGCCACCUCACUGCCAGCCAGCUAACCAAUGUCAUCCUCCUCUUGGCCCAGGAGGAGGCUGACUGGUCUCCAGAUAUGCUGGCCGACCGUUUCCUGCAGGCCCUGAGGGGACUUAUCAGCUACUUAGAGGCUGGAAUCCUGCCCAGUGCUCUAAACCCCAAGGUGAACUUAUUUGCAGAGCUCACCCCUGAGGAAAUAGACGAAUUAGGAUACACUCUGUAUUGCUCAUUGUCCGAGCCAGAGGUGCUGCUGCAGACGUAGGGCAGGUGAAGGCCAAAGCGGGUGUUGGUGGUCAGGCCCUGGAUUCUCCGUUAGAUACACUUGGCUGCGUAGUUGGUGCCUCACAGGGUUCCUGGUGCCUGCUGUCUUGCUGAUCAUCAACCUGGUCACUUCAUGCUGAUUAGAAUGACAUCUCUUCCAUCUCCUAUUUUCUUACCCAACUCUUCCUAUUUUUGUUACCAAUCACUGUGCUCCUUGCUCCCCCAGCUCCAGGCUAAUUUUUCUGGAAUGAAUUGAGAAGGUGGUGUGCUGGCCUGAGCUGAUGGACCACUUGGUGUUUUGCAUUUCGGCCCAUGUUUGCUGCCUCUGUCUGGCCUGCCUUGCCUGUUUGCCUCUUCCUAUUCAGUGUCUUUUCUAUUUUUUCCUCUCUUGUUCAUGCCUUCUGUUUUGCUCUUGUCCCUGGAGCAUAUCUGCCUAAUUAAGAUGUUGCCUUUUAGUUGAAUGCCACUGAAGAGCUGUGAUAGCAUGUUUCAAAGCUGAACUCUACAGAGUGAGUGCUGGGACAGGAUUUAGGGUUUCUGGGAGUGAGGCUGGUAGAAGAGCUGGCCUUGACCCCGGUUCCUGGAGUAGAGUUCGCCCUCCCCGCCACCUCCUGACCCAUUCCUAAAUGCUGAAAACGCCUCUCACGGAAACACUGUUAGUGAUCCCCGCAGGACAAGCUGGAUUCUAAGUUAUUUGCAGAUUGAAUUUCUGGGUGGCUAUCAGCAGAAGUGCAGAGUAGAGAACCAGAGCUAGUUAAGGGCCUAGUGGAGGGUUUGUGUGCCCAGUGUCUGCUCCUCAUCUGUGGCUGCAGGGGUCAGACAGACAAGGAUGGGGGCUGCCAGGACACCACCUCAUCAUGAAUGCUGGUUUUCACCCCUUUUCCUUAUUUUAUUGCCAAUCAGGACAAGGCCUUGAAGGAAUGCAGCCUUAGCCAUCAGUUGAGCAUGAGGGAGGUACACAGGUGACUGAAUGUCAGUCGGAAAAUCCGGUCACUAGUUGGGGUUUGGUGGCCAUGUUUUCUCCCCAGACAGGCCCUGCUUUUCUAGGAUGUGGCCUUAGGCAAGAACAGACCCAACAGCCAGCCCUUCAUCCUCUAGUGUCUGCCAUAGGCACGUGAGGGGGUGUUUGCUGAGCGCUCGGGGUAUGGCCAGAGGGCAAGUGAGCAUGCACAGACCUCUUUCCCCUGUCCUGUUUCUCACCCAGCACCUGGGGAGAUCGGUGCUACCAAGGAAGAGAGCACACAGCUAAGACACAGGCGAGGAGGUGGGCAUUUCCUACGUUCCUCGUUGUUUCCCGCUGCUGAGAUUGCAGUAUUGAUUGCAAUGUAAAUGGAUCCUGAAGGUGGGGAGGGAUGUUUAAUCCACCAUGGCCAUGUGUCGUCUUGGUUUGUGUUUCUCCAUGUUUGUGGCAAGACGCUGAUGAUAAUUCUGUUUCUCAUCUGCCUAUUCAGUAUGUUGUUUUCCUCCCGUCAAGUUGUCUUAUUUUUUUCGAUGACUACCUCUCCAUCAGUGAGGUUCUGGUGAAGCUUUCUGCAGCUGUCUCAUUCCUUUCCAAUGAUAGUAACAGGAAAUAACUCUUUAGCAUUGAUACCUCAGCAGCAAUUUAGGGUAGAGAUUCCUGCCCCUCUUUUGUCACAGAUGAGGAAGUUGACAACCUUGACUAUAUUUAGAGGUCUUUUUGCCUCUUUUCCCCUUAACAAGGAUUUCUUAUGGUGGUUUCAAUUUCAUUUGCAUAAAAGUAUUAAGAGGGAACAAAAAAACGAUAAAGCUGAGAAUCUGGAGAGAGCUUAUCUACCUGUCUGUUGGUAAGACUCAAAUGAGAGUU
Rhinopithecus roxellana (golden snub-nosed monkey) is the source of this 3803-nucleotide messenger RNA. RefSeq names its product mitochondrial elongation factor 1 (gene MIEF1). Gene Ontology annotation, cellular component: mitochondrial outer membrane. Bases 588 to 1979 code for a protein of 463 amino acids. The transcript has 6 exons. Gene Ontology annotation, biological process: positive regulation of mitochondrial fission; mitochondrion organization. NCBI's taxonomy places the organism in Eukaryota, Metazoa, Chordata, Mammalia, Primates, Cercopithecidae. The record is from RefSeq and is a predicted model, not a curated record.